AUGCAAGGCUGCGGAGUUACCUACGAGUUGGAUGAGUUGUUCAAGCCUGAGACACCCAACUGCUUCUACCAAGUCUCGGUGAACGGUGAAGUGAAGGACCUAGGCGAAUUGAGCGAAUCGAUGUUUACGACGCGUUCCAACCACUUCAUCAUUCUAAAGUUCGACAGUGAUAAUAUAGGACCUGGGGAGGAGCUGCGCCAGACGCCGCCAUUGGAGUGCCGCUGCACCACCGUUAAGCGCAUAGUCCUAUCAACCAUCCAGAUCGAGAACUACUACUCCAAGUAA
This is a messenger RNA of Babesia bigemina, 285 nucleotides long. RefSeq lists its product as hypothetical. The record is from RefSeq and is a predicted model, not a curated record. Lineage: Eukaryota; Apicomplexa; Aconoidasida; Piroplasmida; Babesiidae. The coding region runs from base 1 to 285 and encodes 94 amino acids. The transcript has a single exon.